Hyalella azteca is the source of this 1844-nucleotide messenger RNA. It is a transcript of the gene Mau2, whose product is annotated as MAU2 chromatid cohesion factor homolog. NCBI's taxonomy places the organism in Eukaryota, Metazoa, Arthropoda, Malacostraca, Amphipoda, Hyalellidae. Gene Ontology annotation, molecular function: protein binding; double-stranded DNA binding. Gene Ontology annotation, biological process: maintenance of mitotic sister chromatid cohesion; mitotic sister chromatid cohesion. Gene Ontology annotation, cellular component: chromatin; SMC loading complex. The record is from RefSeq and is a predicted model, not a curated record.
CACAGCUGCUUGACAUGCUCCAGGUUUCAAAUUUGUUUGUUGUUUGAAAAAAGUUUCCUUAUCAAGUGUGCAAAUAUCAUUUGAUAGUCAACUUCCUUGGCUUUGAUAAUUCUAUAUUCAUGAUAAUAUGGCAAGCUCUCAAGAUAGUUAUUACCUCUCAUUGUUGGCUCUCGCGGAGUCUUUUAGGAUGGAACAUCCUCCUAAGAUUCGACAUUCACUGCACUGUUUGAAAGCUGUGUUUCUCUGUGAUCCUCCUCCAAAGGUUGCAGCCCGAACACACUUGCAGAUCUCCAUUCUGCUCUCCCGGCAUGCAAAGAAUCCUGAUCUCACCAAGAGUCAUCUUCAGCAAGCAUGGAACCUGUCUCAGAACAUUGCUGGUUUUGAUGAUGUGCGCUUUGCCUCUGCACAUCACCUCAGCACCUGCCUUGUUGAAGAAAGCCUCGCUGUUACUCCGGCUCCCUCUGUAGGCAACAGCGCUGCAAACGUUCCUGAAGGCCCCAGUAUUGAUGCUGCAAAGGCCCUGCUUAUGAGGGCUAUUGAGAUGUCUUCUCAAAAUUCACACUGGCACUGUAGGCUUCUGCUCCAUGCUGCACGUGUUUCUAUUAUGCUACAAGACCAUGCCUCAGCCAUCACUUUGCUACAAAGAGGCUUCGACUACACCAACAUGCAUGAUCUUGGCUACUUGCGCAUAAUUUUCCAGUUGUCUAAAAUAAUGGUGGUGAUGUCACGGGGCUAUGAUGGUAUUCCUCCCAACGAAGUUCAACAAUUGCUCUCCCAAGCCAUCAAUUCCAUUGGGACUGUCAAUGCUACUGCUUCACAGAAAGAACAUUUAAAGGUUUGUCAAUUAUAACUGAACCUCGGACAAGUCAAGAGCGCCAAGCCUGUCCUCAAGCAGCUGCAGCAAAGCAUUCAAGCCGUGUCUCAAGGCCCACUGCUUGAGAAGGAGAGCUGCGGUAACUGCAGUGAGGUACAGUGGCUGUCAAGAGCAGAGCUCGGCGUGCUCGUCUACCUGGUGUCAGUGCGGCACUCAAUGCACGCAGGCUACAUGGACAAAGCCCACAAGUACACCGAGAAAGCCCUCAGCCAAAUUUCCAAAAUACGAGAGAGCAGCAGCGCGAGUCGGUGGCUGGAGGUGUUGCUGGUGGAGCACACGGCGCUCUGUCACCUCGUCAUGGGCAGCAAGCAGGCCUCCCUCGCCUCCAUCUGCCGGCUCUCUGAACUCCUGCGCGCCCAGCCUAGUCUCGCUCAGAAUCACGUGGCGCAAGUUCACACACUAAUUGCUGUCUAUGCAAUGAGUAUGAACAACCUGGACGCUGCAGAACAGCAGUUCAAUGCCGCUCUUCGGACAUCUCAAAAUCGGGAGCUUUGGACCUUUGCGAACCUAAAUUUAGGGAUCGUGUACCUGCGGAGCGGCCGAGAACAGGACUUCGCGGCGCUGCAGGAGCGCAUACAUCCCGACGCUGUGAGGGCCUCUGCCCACGGCAUCCGAGCGGCCGCCUACUACGUCCAGGGCAUGCACGCCUUCUUCACUGGGAGCCAUGAUGAUGCCAAACGUCAUCUUCGUGAAGCCCUCAAAAUGGCCAAUGCAGAGGACCUGAACCGCCUGACGUCGUGCGCGCUGGUGCUGCUCGGGCACCUCUUCUUCUGCGCAGGCUCCCCUCGCGAGGCCGCAAACAUGGCCAGCCCCGCCAUGCAGCUCGCCUCUAAAAUACCUGACCUACACCUGCAGCUCUGGGCGGCGUCACUACUGAAGGGUAAAUACCUGCACCUGCAGCUCUGGGCGGCGUCACUACUGAAGGGUAAAUACCUGCACCUGCAGCUCUGGGCGGCGUCGCUACUGAAGG